ACACUGCAGAAAAUUCCAUUAAAAAAAGCGAGAAAAAAAACGUAGCGAAAGAGAGAAAUUACGACGUCUGCAGGGCCGAAGCGAAAAAAGUAGCAAAUACUGAAACAGAGUGACUAUGAUUGUUGUUAAGUGAAAGCAGCACUUUUGGAAAACGGCUAGGCCAGCGGCGCAGGCCACGGAAGAAAGCAGCGGAGUCAGCGUUCCAAAAUCAAAGCAAAGCCAGCGGAAAGUAAAGGAAAGCGAAUCAAAGCUGGAAGGCGAUAAAGCGGCUCACCAGGCACUCCAACAACAACAGCAACAAUAGCAACAACAGUAGGAGCAGCAGCAACAACCACACAGCAGCAGCAGCAGCAGCCAGGGAAAGUACCAGAGUGUGAGUGAGUGAGUGAGCGAGUGUGCGUGUGCGUGUGUGUGGGUAGUGGAAACAGAACUGAGCCGUGAGAGAGCGAGAGCGGGAGAGCGAGAGCGGGAGAGCGAGCUAGUGGAAGUGGGAGCGGGAGAGGAGCAGUCCGAUUCCGAAUCCCGGAAUAGAAACCAGGAAAAAGGAAACGGGAAGCAGUAGCCGUAGAAGCAGAGCCAAAAACCGAAACAGAAACAGAAGUCUCAACCAUGUCUUCGAAUAACCAGAGCAGCAGCGUUGCCCAGGCGGCAACAAGUGCCCGCACCGUCAGUGCCGGAUCGGCGGAAGCCACAGAUGCCAAUAGUACCGCCUCGAACAACAACAAUAAUAGCAGCAGUACCGCUGCAGCGGGCAACAACAGCGACAACAGCAGUCCCACCACUGGAACGGGCACAGGAGCGAGCACUGGAAAGCUGCACGGCGGCCACACGGCAGUAAACACCAAGGAACGGGUGGUGGACAGCGUUCCCUUCCCGCCCAGCCACAAGCUGACCUUGGCGGAGGUGUUCGACCAACGCACCGGCAAGCCCAACCAUGAGCUGCUCAAGCAGCACUUCAUUCUUGAGGGCAGAAUCGAGGAGGCGCCCGCCCUGAAAAUCAUCCAGGACGGAGCCGCCCUGCUGCGUCAGGAGAAGACGAUGAUCGAUAUUGAGGCGCCGGUGACGGUGUGCGGUGAUAUCCACGGCCAGUUCUACGACCUGAUGAAGCUGUUCGAAGUGGGCGGCUCGCCCGCGAGCACCAAGUAUCUGUUCCUGGGCGACUACGUCGAUCGGGGCUACUUCAGCAUCGAGUGCGUCCUGUAUUUGUGGUCGCUAAAGAUCACCUAUCCGCAGACGCUGUUCCUGCUGCGCGGCAACCACGAGUGCCGGCACUUAACCGAGUACUUCACCUUCAAGCAGGAGUGCAAGAUCAAGUACUCGGAGCGCGUGUACGACGCCUGCAUGGACGCAUUCGACUGCCUGCCGCUGGCGGCGCUAAUGAACCAGCAGUUCCUCUGCGUGCACGGCGGUCUGUCGCCGGAGAUACACGAGCUGGAGGACAUCCGGCGGCUCGACCGCUUCAAGGAGCCGCCCGCCUUUGGCCCCAUGUGCGACCUGCUGUGGUCCGAUCCCCUGGAGGACUUUGGCAACGAGAAGAACUCGGACUUCUACACGCACAACUCCGUGCGCGGAUGCUCGUACUUCUACAGCUACGCCGCCUGCUGCGACUUCCUGCAGAACAACAACCUGCUGUCGAUCAUCCGGGCGCACGAGGCGCAGGACGCCGGCUACCGCAUGUACCGCAAAAGCCAGACCACCGGCUUCCCCUCGCUGAUCACCAUCUUCUCGGCGCCCAACUAUCUCGACGUGUACAACAACAAGGCGGCGGUGCUGAAGUACGAGAACAACGUGAUGAACAUCCGGCAAUUCAACUGCUCGCCGCACCCGUACUGGCUGCCCAACUUCAUGGACGUGUUCACCUGGUCGCUACCCUUCGUGGGCGAGAAGGUCACCGAGAUGUUGGUGAACGUGCUGAACAUCUGCUCCGACGACGAGCUCAUGACCGAGGAGAGCGAGGAGCCGCUCUCCGACGACGAGGCGGCGCUGCGCAAGGAGGUGAUACGCAACAAGAUCCGUGCCAUUGGCAAGAUGGCGCGCGUCUUCUCCGUGCUGCGCGAGGAGUCCGAGUCGGUGCUGCAGCUGAAGGGCCUGACGCCCACGGGCGCCCUGCCCCUCGGCGCCCUCUCCGGCGGCAAGCAGUCGCUCAAGAACGCCAUGCAGGGCUUCUCGCCCAACCACAAGAUUACCUCGUUCGCGGAGGCCAAGGGCCUGGAUGCCGUCAACGAACGGAUGCCGCCGCGGCGGGAUCAGCCGCCCACGCCCAGCGAGGAUCCGAAUCAGCACAGUCAGCAGGGCGGCAAAAAUGGGGCUGGACAUGGGUAAGCUGUGCCAUCUAGUGCGGCUGCAGGACGAGGAUGCAGAUGCAGAUGCGGCACGGUGGAGUCUGGCGAGGUCUGAAUUGGUCUGAAGGAGGGGCUGAGUGGAGCGGAGCGGAGGCAACACAAAGAACACCAACCGAACGGAACCUUAAUUAAACUUAAUGUGGCAGAGCAACAACUUAAAUACUAAAACCAAUUCUAAUUCUAAGUAAUUGUCAUAACCCCCUGCAUUUCGUAUGUGAUCCCGCACCAGCUCCAUGCCCAUGUCUAUGUCCAUGGCCCAGAGCCUCCAAACCGACGGCACGGAGCAGAGAUUUGUUUUUACGCAGGCGCGCGCACAUUGGAUAUUAAAAUUAUGUGUGGCAUACUUUGGCGCGCCGGCCCCCAAAACGGAAAAUUCCCUUUCGCGAUAGAAGAAAACCAACCCAUAACGUAACCCAUAACCUAGCUUAAGUUGUAAUGUAUAAACUAUAAACUGAAAUGGGCAAAUUUUAAAAUGGAAAAUGAACAAAACGGAAAGAGCUAAUUGAAAUCCCUCCCCCUGCGAUAAUGCGAUAAUUUAAGAUGAAAAACCCCAGCAGAAUCCCCAUAAUCCCCAGAGGCAAGAAACACUAAUCCAAUUGAAGAGAUAUGGGAAACAAAAUCCAGCGCUAAUCUGUUCCAAACAUUUAGCAGCGGCAAAAAAGAAGCGUACAUAUAUGUAUACAUAUGAUUAUUUAGAAAUAUCGAGGCGCAGUGCCGAGAUGCAACCGAAAGUGUAAUGAAAUUUGAAAUGAGCAAAGGUCAUUUUUUGUAAUAAUCGUAAUCCUUGAACUCUAGAAAUGUAAUCUUGCAUAGAAGAAACGAAUGAAACAAGCAAACAAAUUCGAAACCAUUUGCAAUAUGUGCCGCAAUAGUCCAUAAAUGUUCCUUAUACGAAUUAAACAUUGAAAGUGAAAUCAGAGUUUAUUUUUUUUUUUUUAAAUAUAUACUUAAAUAUAUGUAUAUGUAUUAUUGUUGCAUAAUCUAACUUUUGACUUAAUAUGUUACAUUUUACGUGUACGACUGUGUGUGUAUAACUAACUAUUUGCGUUUUAUCAGUAGCUUGGCGAACAAAAAACAAAAAACAAAAAAAAACCAACCAAAUGGCAAAAGCAAAAGCAAAGAAAAAGCAGCAAAAAUCCAUAAGAGAUCACACAAGAUGAUAAUCGUUGUUUGAGGAUCACAGUCUAGCUAAUUAAUAAAUUGAUGAAUAGGAUCGAUCGAUUUCCAUUGAUGUGAAUGCAUUUUGAACACUGAAAGAACGGAUCGUUUACCAUUUAAAUAGCAAAUCAAAUAUUUAACUAUUAAAUUACUGUGUAAACCUAAUAACGUAUAAUAUAUUUCUGCGUGUAAAUUGAACUAAACGAUUAAUUAAUUAACUAAUUUAGCGAAUCGAUUUUUGUUGAGAGAGAAAGAGCGCUAGCACACACACACACACAAACACAAAACUUAUUUUCCUUGACUUAGUAUGAGCUAAUUGCAAUGAGAUUAAGCGAAUGAGAUGUAUUUAAGUAAGUAUAAGGCAUGGCACACACAUGAGAAACGGAUGAGUUUCGGCGUUUCAGAUCAAUUCAAUGAUAAUGAUGGCAAUCAAGUUCUCAAUUUGCGCCUACACCUCUUCCCAAAAACCGAUGAUAUCAGCUUCUCCUUUAUCACUAAUCACAACCACUAUCAAUGCGAAAUCAAAAGCUAUAAGAUAUACCACAUACAUACUCACGCAAGAAAUGCCUUCAUCGAGAUCAUAUUAUCCACGAACCAAGAAUAUUAACGCUGUACUUUUGCUUCGACUCUUCAACCACCAAUAAUUGCAUUGAACUCUAAUCUAAAUAUUUAUACAGAUAUAUAUAUAUAUUAUAUACCGAGUUGGCAUUGGAAAACAGUUAGUUUUAGUGAUCUAUGCACGUAUCGUAACAAUACCAAGAUUAAUUAAAUCGUAGCUAAAAGAAACAAAUCAAGGAUGAGGCGGCAGUCGCAGAGUUUCCCUCUUAGCUUUUAUAAAAAAAAAAAAGAUGGAGAAAUGGAAACAACUUACUCAACUAAUUGAGAGAUACACCAUAUUUAUAUAGAUAUAUAUAUAGCGUUUUUUUUUUUUGUUAAUCCUCCACCACAACUAUAUAAUUAUUGAAAGUUGAUGAAAGCUGUUGGGCCGUUUAAGUUUCAGAGUUUCUGUUCUAUAUGUGGUUAAAAUUGUUAAUGUUGUUACACCGCAAAUGCAUACUUAGUUAGUUAGUCGAGUGAAAUGGGAGUUCCCCCAAAUCACAUUUAAUUGCAAUAGUCUCGAGUAUUGAACGCCAAGAACACCAAUUCCAUAGAAUGAUUGUAUACACUCAGAAAAUCAAUCGGCAUUUAUGUUCGAAAAUCGCCGCAAAUAUUUUCAACAAGUAUGGGUUUUUACGGAUUUAAAAUAAUGAAAUUGAAAACUAAAUUCCAUAUUGUUAGGCUAUAAACAAAUGUUUCUAUUGAUGGACAACAUUUCAGGUAUAAUUUUUGAAAAACAACAAAUAUUUAUUUCAAUUGUUAAUACCAAAAUACGCAUAGGUCAACAAUUAAGUUUUAAUUUUUUUUUUUUAAUAUAGUUUAAUUAUCAAAGAACUAUACAUUUUAAGCCAUUAAACGUAGGCAAUAUUCAGAUAAUUUUCUGAAAUAAAUUAAUUGUAAAUUUUGGAUUCUCUUAGGGCGAUUUGCAUUCCGAGUGUAUCAAGAGCCAUGGUAAAUAAUAAAGCUAAGAAGUAUUAAUAAUUCUACACUAUGUAUGACUAACAAUACAUUUGCUUAGUUCCCUCGAUAAAGAAAGUACAUAACUAUUGCAUGAGGCAUAGGCAAAACUUCCUGGCACAUAGUAAAAGUAAAUAAUUGAAUAGAACGGCUGAGGAGGAGAUGAGUAGAUUUUGAUAAUAUGUACGUCAAGACCAUGCCAACAUACUUAUGGGAACUAUUUAAAAAGCAUUAAAACGUUCAAUAUAACACAUAAUACCCAGACAAAAGCAGAAUCAAAAAAUGCGGGAACGAGACGGCUGCAUGGUAUAUACAUACAUAUAUAAGACAUUUCGC
Molecule: messenger RNA, 5390 nt
Organism: Drosophila melanogaster (fruit fly)
Lineage: Eukaryota; Metazoa; Arthropoda; Insecta; Diptera; Drosophilidae
Gene: Pp2B-14D
Product: protein phosphatase 2B at 14D
Exons: 1
Coding region: 610-2322 (570 amino acids)
Biological process (GO): sleep; calcineurin-mediated signaling
Molecular function (GO): hydrolase activity; calmodulin-dependent protein phosphatase activity; protein serine/threonine phosphatase activity
Source: RefSeq, marked reviewed